GCCAUAUGUACAGUGAGUAAACUUCUGUCCAUUUUUGUCAAUAUUUUCACUGUAAUGUUUUCUUUCAAUUAACCUCGAUUCGAAAUAUAUACUCUUGAAAGCUUCAUAGAGUAACGAAUUAAACUUUAAAUUAUACUUAUUUUUAUUUCAGCUUGUGCACAGAACCAACAUGAUGUACAAGUUUUGUCCUCAGAGUUGUUUUAAACACAAUUAUAGAGUGACAUUGAAGAGAAUGUUGCAAAAAUCAUUUUCUGUCACAUCACAAGGGAGAAGCUCUACAAAAUGGUACCCUGACGCUGAGUUUUUGAAAAACUGGAAUAAUCAUUUUCUCCAUGUUGAUGAAAAGAAAGUAGAUCCAAAGUGGAAAAUCACAGAUUAUUACCUUAAAGAGAAACCACUAGAGACAACUGUGAAAAAUAUAACAAUGAACUUUGGUCCAAAUCACCCAGCAGCCCAUGGAGUUCUUCGACUGGUGAUGGAACUGGACGGAGAGAUGGUUAUACGGGCUGACCCUCAUGUGGGACUGCUCCAUAGAGGUACAGAGAAGUUGAUUGAGUACAAAACAUACCUUCAGGCACUGCCUUACUUUGACCGGCUGGACUACGUGUCUUGUAUGUGUAACGAGCACGCCUAUUGUCUAGCAUUAGAAAAAAUGCUCAACAUUCAGGUACCUGAGAGAGCCCAGUAUAUUCGAGGACACAUACUCGGUAUAACAAUAGCAGAGAGAUCAGGAGCACCGAACCUUGCUACCCAGGACUGUUCCCUGGUAUCCGAGAGCAACUGA
Homalodisca vitripennis (glassy-winged sharpshooter) is the source of this 784-nucleotide messenger RNA. RefSeq names its product NADH dehydrogenase [ubiquinone] iron-sulfur protein 2, mitochondrial-like. The record is from RefSeq and is a predicted model, not a curated record. Gene Ontology annotation, biological process: mitochondrial electron transport, NADH to ubiquinone. Bases 170 to 784 code for a protein of 204 amino acids. NCBI's taxonomy places the organism in Eukaryota, Metazoa, Arthropoda, Insecta, Hemiptera, Cicadellidae. Gene Ontology annotation, molecular function: NADH dehydrogenase (ubiquinone) activity. The transcript is spliced from 5 exons.